Messenger RNA from Gilbertella persicaria, 1249 nucleotides. RefSeq lists its product as uncharacterized. Bases 145 to 1143 code for a protein of 332 amino acids. The transcript has 7 exons. Gene Ontology annotation, molecular function: small GTPase binding. The record is from RefSeq and is a predicted model, not a curated record. Gene Ontology annotation, biological process: regulation of actin filament polymerization. NCBI's taxonomy places the organism in Eukaryota, Fungi, Mucoromycota, Mucoromycetes, Mucorales, Choanephoraceae.
UUUUCUUAAAUCUUUGAUUUAGCCCCAACCUUUCAUUUUCAAUUUUAUAAAAUCCAAAAAAAUCUAAACUCGAAUUCAUUCGAGAAUAUAUAUAUCAACAGACAUUCCUUUCAAUUAAUUAACAAGAUAAAAUACUAAUUUAAUAUGGGUCAAUUAAUCUCUGGCUUGAAUCUCCGUUCAGGUGAUGCACUUGUACCUGAACUGAGUUUUGAUCUUGAAAACGCUGUACCUUCGAAUCAAGAACUUCAAUUGUACAACAGACUGUCUUCCGUCUUGAUUAAACCUUGUCCUGCCUUGUUACAUUUACUCAAGAGUUACGUACCUGCUUCUAAACAGAUCCGAGACGCCAUUGCUAAACCUACUCCUGAAAAUGAAGCAAGCGCUUGGGAUACUGUCUCACUUACAGUUGAUAUUUUACGUGACAUUUAUGAAUACUCUAUCGAUCUAAGCAAUCAUUUACCUAAAUUAUUGAGUGUGCUUUGUGAAGGCGAUGUAAAUAAAAACCUGGAGAAAAAUCAAGGUUUAGCGAGAUUGUUUGCUGAACUCUUGGACUUUGUUUUUGAGUUUGAUCGUCUUAAGAUGCAAAGUCCAACGUUACAAAACGACUUUUCUUAUUAUAGACGUAUGUUACAAAGAGGACGAUACAGCGAUAACACAAGCGAUCAAAGUAUAUCUGAUUUAAGAAGUGAAAUGAUUGAAGAUGACCAAGCAAAUCAUAUAUCCUUAUUUAUUGCCUAUCCUACGCCUAUGCUUAAGUGCAUUAUUGACAUCACUGCUGAAUUUGUAAGUAAGAAUCAAUUGCAAAAGAGUGUAGGAGGUUGGCUUGCUGCUUUAUGGGCCACUUGUUUCAAUACUGUAAGCAAGAAAAAAAAUCAAAAUCCUGAGAUAUCUGCAUUUUGUAUGAAAGUUAUGGUGGUCUCCAUUAUUCUGUAUGAUCAUAUUGAUCCUAAUGGUGCUUUCUAUAAACAUUCGCCUAUCAAUAUAAAGAACUCAGUCAAGAUAAUCCAAACGAUCAACAACAAUUUAAAUGCUUCUAAAGAAUGCAAUGCUGACAACUUGCUAUCAGCAUUAAGAUACAAUUCUAAGCAUUUAAAUGAUGAUACCACCCCAAAAAACGUCAGAAACCUGGUACUGGCUACAUAGAGAGAGAAAUCUAUAUGUAUAUUUUCUUGCAUCCUAUUCAUAAUGUAAAUUUUUGUUUGUAUAGCAAUAAAUCAUGAAUCCAUACCCCCCCUCCUUCUCAUAUAAA